CGCGUGGGUGUCUCUCUCUCUCCUCUCUUUCUCUCUCUUCUUCUCAACGGAGUAUUUAAAACUCCUCCUCUUUCUUUUCACUCCCUUCAUUUCCUCAUUACUUCCUCCUUCCUCCCUCCCUCAAUUUUAAAUACACAAAUAAACUUCAUCUUCUCCAUCUUCACUCUCACUGUCUCAUCCUCUCACUAAGGAAUUUGAUACAUUUUGUUGAUCAAAUUGUCAAUCCUCUUUAACAUUUUCAUUAGGAAUUUCAUCGUCAAUUUCUCUCUCUUCUGUUUUCUUUUCAAUCAAUUCCAGAAGAACGUUGAUAAUAUUCGUGGAUUUCGUCAAUAUCAGCUUACGGAGUUCAGGAAAAUUGAACAAGUUGCGAAAUCGAUGGCGUCGAUAAUCUCGAAUUACGAAGAGCACACAGAAGAUACAUCGCGAGAAUCGAAGAGGAAAAAGCGUCGAAGAAUAGAUACAGUUAAUCAGAAUCAAUCAAACAACAAUCAAAAUCAAAUUAGAUGGAGAUCAGAAACGGAGCAACAAACCUACUCAUCAAAACUUGUCGAAGCUCUCCGACAUGUUCGCCGCCGUAAUCCUACACCGGCGCCAGUUUCCGGCAGCCGCGCCAUUCGUGAAGCCGCAGAUAAAGCCUUGGCUAUAGCCGCAAAAGGCCGCACUCGUUGGAGCCGAGCAAUCUUGACGAAUCGGCGUAAGCUACGGCUUAAAAGCCAUAAAAAGGCUAAAGUCCGUUCAAAAUUGCCGCCGCCGCCGCCACCACCAGGCACCGGAAGUAGCCGGUUGUUUGGGGAGGACGAACAACAACAGAAAUUACCGGCUCUUGAUAAGCGUGUAAAGGUUCUUGGCCGGUUAGUUCCCGGUUGCCGGAAAUUAUCGUUUCCAAAUCUUCUAGAAGAAGCUACCGAUUAUAUCGCUGCUCUACAAAUGCAAGUCAAAACUAUGGCUGCUCUAGCGGAACUUCUCGCCGGUUCGCAUCCCGGUCCAAGUUCCGGUUCAAUGGAUAUUGAUUCAUCAUCACCUAGUAGUAGUUGACCCGAAUCACGGUUUAGCAACCUUUUCUUUUAAUUAAUUAAUUUUUAAUAAUUUUUGGCUUUUAUUAUUGUUCUUUUUUUACUUUCUUUUUUGGAUAUUUAAUUGAAUGUAUUUUAUUGUAUACAACUGGCUUUUUUUUUAAAAUUUCUUCUUUUAGCUUGAA
Molecule: messenger RNA, 1198 nt
Organism: Spinacia oleracea (spinach)
Lineage: Eukaryota; Viridiplantae; Streptophyta; Magnoliopsida; Caryophyllales; Amaranthaceae
Product: transcription factor bHLH149-like
Exons: 3
Coding region: 376-1035 (219 amino acids)
Biological process (GO): regulation of DNA-templated transcription
Molecular function (GO): protein dimerization activity
Source: RefSeq, a predicted model, not a curated record